AUGAUCAUCGAACGCGACAUCCACGUGCCUCAUCGAGGGGGUUUGUGGCUGAGUGCCAAUGUCUACCGCCCUGACGACUCUGACCACAAGCCUGUUCCUGUCAUCAGCUCUCUGGGACCGUACAACAAGGACAUGCAUAUGUCGGAAGCAGACCCCUUUGAAGCCCGCCUUCUGACUGUUCAAGGCCGUGAAACCCUUGUAUACGAACGAUUUGAAGGUGAACAAUGGGUUGAAUUUGGCUAUGCGGUGGUGCAUCUGGACAUCCCUGGCAUUGGCAAGUCUCCGGGCAUCCUGGACGUGUUUUCGAUGCGGGAUUACGAGUAUUACUACGAUGCCAUUGAAUGGCUGGCACAACAGCCCUGGUGCAGCGGGAAAGUUGGUAACUGUGGGCUUUCGUAUCAUUCCAUUACUUCAAUGGGUGUAGCAACUCUUAACCCGCCGUCGCUGAAGGCCAUCAUACCCUGGGAGGUCGGUAUUGACAUCUAUCGCGACAUCAGUUACCCUGGAGGAAUACGCAACAAUCUCUUCACAGACUGGUGGUUCGAGCAUUCGGUCAAAUCGCAGCAGACUGGACGUUCGACUCUAUUCGAGGAUGAAUUGGCAAAGAAUCGUGUUGACUUUCUGAAACUGGCCAAGGAGCAUCCCUACAACGACGAUUGGUGGAAACAACGUUGCCCGCCGUUUGAGAAUAUCAAAGUCCCCUUCUAUACGGUCGCCAACUUCUACGGACAUCCCUUAAGUACCGGAUCUCAUUUUCGAUUGCUAUGA
Molecule: messenger RNA, 768 nt
Organism: Rhinocladiella mackenziei CBS 650.93
Lineage: Eukaryota; Fungi; Ascomycota; Eurotiomycetes; Chaetothyriales; Herpotrichiellaceae
Exons: 4
Coding region: 1-768 (255 amino acids)
Molecular function (GO): hydrolase activity
Source: RefSeq, a predicted model, not a curated record